Messenger RNA from Saccostrea echinata, 1837 nucleotides. Its product is annotated as alcohol dehydrogenase-like. Gene Ontology annotation, molecular function: oxidoreductase activity. The transcript is spliced from 6 exons. Bases 68 to 1153 code for a protein of 361 amino acids. NCBI's taxonomy places the organism in Eukaryota, Metazoa, Mollusca, Bivalvia, Ostreida, Ostreidae. The record is from RefSeq and is a predicted model, not a curated record.
AAGAUCGCACGCAGCAAUCACGUCCAAGUAUGCUUCAUACGACGGCAUCCAAUGGGUGCAUCUCCUAAUGGAUAGAGCUCCUAAUCCGCCAUGGUGUCGUCAAGUAAUCAUGUUGGACAACGAAAUGUUGGUGGAUAGACAUCCAAGUCACGACCUGUGCAAUCCGUUCGAGGUCUCUUCAUCCUUGGCAAUGCCCAGCAUGCCCAAAGGUGGCGUUUUGGUCAGGGUACAGUGUCUAGGAGCUUGCUCACCAGAAGGACAGAUAAAGAGGAAAGAUUUGCACCCUAUAUUGCCAGGUAUUGAAGUAGCUGGGGUUGUACAAGAUGUGUGCCCCUCAAUACCCAACAGAAACUUCAGCACAGGAGACAGAGUUAUUUUAUACCUUGAUGAAGACUUUGCAGAGACUGGAUACCAGGAGUACAUAGCUAUUGAUGAUACUGAGAAAUGUAUCCAGAUCCCAGACUCCAUACCUUUAGAAGUAGCGGCAAUGUUACCCGGAAGUGCCCUGUCGGCAUACAGUGCAGUAAUGAAAGCCAAACCACACAUAGAGAAACUACAGGAGGUCAAAUCUGGAAUUAAUGUCCUCAUUGUUGGUGCUGGUGGAUUAGGACUCUGGGCAGUGCAGUUGGCCAAUUACAUGCUCUCACAAUUCAGUCAGACCAACAUCAAAUUAUUUGUAUCAGACAACAGUAUUGACAAACUGCUAACUGCACUAGAUCAUGGAUGUUAUGACGUCAUUCAUUGGAACGAAGAAGAUCACGAACAGUUUAUCAUAGAGCGAACACUGGAAGCCUGCAAAGGAGGAGUGGAUGUUGUCAUUGAUUUUGUCAGCUCUCCAAGAACAGUGCACAGAACUCUGAAAGUUCUCAAUAGAGAGGGUUUAAUAUUGGUUGGAGGCAACACAAUGUCAGAAGUUAGCAUCAAUUUGAAUGUCCUGGCAGCCAAACAACAAAGUAUAGUAGGAAUACCAAAAGGAUCCCUCAAAGAGCUGCUGGAAUUGGUUGACCUAGUUGCAGACCAGAAGGUCAAACCUCCCCUGUUUUCUAUUCACAAUGUUGAAGAUGCAAACCAAGUUUUUGAAGACCUUUACCAAAGUCGGAUAACAGGGCGGGCCAUUCUCAAGAUCAAUCACUCUCAAACAGUUGACAAUUGAAGAAGCCAUUGUACUGUCAGUGUGCCAAAUAAGUAAAACAAGAAAGGAAGAUGGGAUGAUUUAAUCGUCCUUAUAAUUUAUGGCAUUGCUGAUAUGCAAUACUUGGCUGUGUCCCUGAAUUCUGAGUUUUCUUCCAAUCCUGGAAGACUAGAAUUCUGGAAGCCACAUAUUCAUCCAAUCCAUGAUCUGAAACAGUAAAUGGUGCUCUGUGUAAAGUGCUUGAUGAUUGGAGAAAUCCGAUGAUCACGUGAUGAUCUGAACGAGGACUAUAGUGCUAUUACCGCAAUUCUGUGCCCCUAGUGUUCAAUAACGAGUGAUUGUUAAUUAUUUUGCAAAAUAGACCUGGAUCAUACCAUAGACUUGAUGUACUUUGCUUGAGUAUGUGUGCAUCAUUGACAUCCAAAUAAUACGAUAGCUUGUUCAACACGGUCAAGGGCGAUUUAAAAGAACUGUUGUGAACAGUUCAGACAUUGACUUGAUAUUUGUUGUCCUUUUUCGUUGCGGCAUUAUUUAUUAGUUGCAUCAAAUGUGGUGAUAUGACAUGUGAUUCAGAGAGAGUGCCGAGUGGUAGUUUUGAAUGUGUAUGAAUAUUGUGAAUGGUGUACGUGCGAAAUGAGAAUUGUUUUUGUUACAGCAAAUUAAAGAUGUAUGAUUUUUAUACUUAUUAAAAUUCAUGAACCUAAA